AUGAAUGUUUUUCAACUUAUUAAAGCCAUCCCAGAUGAAGGAAAAGCUGUGGAAUUUCUUCAAAAACGCGGUUUGAUUCCUAAAGCAAAGGAAUGCGAAAAUGGGCACGAAAUGAAGCUUUCGCUUGGCAAAAUUAUUAGAUGGAGAUGCAGUCUUAGAAGCUGCAAGAAGAAGAUUGGAGUGCGGGAAACGUCCGGGGAAAGAAUGAAAAGGGAAUUGGAGCUUGGUUCCUGCACGACUGUAAACUGGAACAGUCUUCUGAGGGAGGUGUGCCUUUUUAUGAAGAAAAAGGACGAAAGUAAAAUAGGAGGAAAGGGAUUUACAGUGGAAGUGGAUGAAACCCUGUUCGCCAGAAGAAAAAAUUAUGCCGGAAGGAUGCUGGGGCAGCAGUGGUGCUUCGGAGGGAUUUGCGAGGAAACUAAGAAGUGUUUCGUGGAAUCUGUAGCAGAUAGAUCUUCAGAAACGCUGAUGGAGGUGCUGAAGCAAAGGGUUCACCCAGAAACCCUCAUAAUUUCUGAUAUGUAG
This is a messenger RNA of Strongyloides ratti, 525 nucleotides long. Its product is annotated as Transposase, ISXO2-like domain-containing protein. The transcript has 2 exons. Bases 1 to 525 code for a protein of 174 amino acids. The record is from RefSeq and is a predicted model, not a curated record. Lineage: Eukaryota; Metazoa; Nematoda; Chromadorea; Rhabditida; Strongyloididae.